GAUAUUGGACUUUACCAAUGCACUCUGAUGGGCGACGUAUUGCAGUUCAUAAAAAAAAUGGACGUGACUGGAAUUUAUAUCCAACAAGCUCCCAUCAUAGAAUCAAAGCGUCAAAUAAACGUUAGAUGUCUGGGGACAGAGGGACAAACAGAAUCACUUGAGUGUUGUGUGCAGUCCCCUUUUAAGGUGAAUUGGUUUAAAGACUCACCUAAUCCUUUUGCUGGUGUUACUGAAAAUGGAAAUCAAUUCUGUCGCACAUAUAAACGACCGCUAGGAGAAUGGGGUGGAUCAACGUCACCAGAAUUGACUUGUAAGGUCGAUAAUCUUGAAUAUAGACGGGUAACAACAUUGAACAUUUUCGUAGAAUCUUUUACAUGUAAAGACGCUGAUUAUGGGGAUGGACGACAAGGCGACAAAUCUAUUAAAAAAUGUCCUACGGGUCAAGAGGGUGAUAAGAGUGCGGAGUGUGAUGAUGGAGAGUGGAGAUUGUUAGAGGACUCUUGCGUUAUCAAAGUAAUCAAGGAGUUGCUUGUUUCUUCAGAGGAGUUGCAAGAGAAGGAUGUCCCAGAUUUUGUGGAGGAUCUGAGUAAAGAUGUCAAUGAGGUGAAGAAGGAAGUAAGAGAGUCACCUAAUACCAUAUCAACUAUCGUGGAAAUCCUGGGCAACAUUGCAGAUUUCCCAACUCUGGUCGUCAAUCAACCUGUCAUAGAGGUAGGUUAAACCUCCCAGCUAGACAUUUUUGGUUCUAAAAUCAUUCUUAGAAUGUUACCAUUCACUGUUCUAGGAAUAUGGCGGUAGUGGGAAACAGUUGUUCCAGGAUGGGUAGAGGGGCCUGGCUGGUCUUGGGAGUGUGGAAGGCCUUGGAU
Messenger RNA from Notothenia coriiceps (black rockcod), 866 nucleotides. RefSeq lists its product as uncharacterized. The coding region runs from base 28 to 720 and encodes 230 amino acids. Lineage: Eukaryota; Metazoa; Chordata; Actinopteri; Perciformes; Nototheniidae. The record is from RefSeq and is a predicted model, not a curated record. Gene Ontology annotation, biological process: adenylate cyclase-activating G protein-coupled receptor signaling pathway. The transcript is spliced from 4 exons. Gene Ontology annotation, molecular function: G protein-coupled receptor activity.